This is a messenger RNA of Aspergillus ibericus CBS 121593, 594 nucleotides long. RefSeq names its product class I SAM-dependent DNA methyltransferase. NCBI's taxonomy places the organism in Eukaryota, Fungi, Ascomycota, Eurotiomycetes, Eurotiales, Aspergillaceae. The annotation marks the transcript as partial. The transcript has a single exon. The record is from RefSeq and is a predicted model, not a curated record.
CGCACCAGCCCCACCACCCAGCACUGCAUGGAAAUCUACACCCACUGGGCCCCAACCUACAACGCCGAAGUUCAAAGCAAGGUGCACGAUUACAUCGCCCCAUCCCUCAUCGCAACCGCCGCUCUCAACGCCUCCCCUACCCCCAUUAACACCAUCCUCGACGCAGGCUGCGGCACCGGCCUUGUCGGCCAAGCGCUCUACACAGCCGGUGCAACAACCAUCGGUGGUCUGGAUUUAUCCCCCGCUAUGCUUGAUAUUGCCAAGGGGACUGGUGUAUACAGGGACCUUAUGCAGGGGGAUCUGACACGGGAUCUUAACAUCCCUGAUAAAGUAUAUGAUGUGGUUGUAUGUGUGGGGACGUUCACGCUAGGCCAGGUUGGGCCGAGGCCGGCCUUGGGGGAGUUUGUGCGGGUUGUUAAGAUAGGUGGGAUUGUUGCUGCGACUGUGUUGGAGGAGGUUUUGGUGGAUUGGGGGUUUGAGGAGGAGGUGGGGAGGUUGGAGGGGGAGGGGAGGGUGAGGGUACUCAGGAGGGAGGGGGUGGAUUAUGUGAGGGGGAGGGGGAAUAGGGCUGUUUUGGUUGUUUUGAGGAGGGUU